Messenger RNA from Exaiptasia diaphana, 2675 nucleotides. Its product is annotated as zinc finger CCCH domain-containing protein 3. The transcript is spliced from 12 exons. The record is from RefSeq and is a predicted model, not a curated record. Bases 221 to 2470 code for a protein of 749 amino acids. NCBI's taxonomy places the organism in Eukaryota, Metazoa, Cnidaria, Anthozoa, Actiniaria, Aiptasiidae. Gene Ontology annotation, cellular component: nucleus. Gene Ontology annotation, molecular function: metal ion binding.
AUGCUAGUACACACAGUAGGACGCUGUAAAUGKUGUCAAAUCUAUAGAAAGAAAAGAUAUAAGUAGGACCAGAAGGAUUGAUGAGCAAUUUUUAUCGGUUAUUAGAAUCAAUCAACAAGAAAUAAAGAAAGAAAAUUGGAAAAAAUGGAAAAUGUUGAGAGUGGACCCACAUGACGUAUGAAAAUAGCCUGGGUCCGAGUUUCUUCAAAUURAGAACAAAAUGGCGUCCGACAAGGAGGCUGAAARUCUUCGUAARCAAAUUGAUGUUUUAUCGAGUUUAAUUCAUACUCACAAACGGUUGAAAGAGAAAGAACAUACCACAAARAACAACAACUGGAAAAUUACAGACACCAAGAGCAACAUAAGCUCUGCGUCAACGAAUCUAUCUASUUCUAGUUUUGCAAAAUCGUCAUCCAGUUUCCUAUUGGAUAAAAGACAAAAUCAUGUUCCUGGCUCCUCGAACUUAAUUUCUUCACCAAGGAAAAGAUCUCUUUCUAAAGACAAUAAUCCUAUUAAAGUUCCUUCAAAAGAAUCACAUAGUCUUAGAAAUAACAAAUUAGGAACUUAURCUGCUUCAGAUAAAAAUACAAACGUUACUGGUGGAAAARYAAUUKUCKCUGGUAGAGCAGUUAAUACAACUCAAACAAAAAACAUGAAAUCGUCUGCAGAAGCAGCAUUGCUAUCAGCAAGAUUAUCAUCAUUGUCAUCUUCUAUUGCUUCAACAAAGUCAAAGAUACAAUCUAGUAAAUAUAGUGCUAAAUCAGCAUCGUYGCGGCCCUUGUCAUCUUACAGUGCUGCAGGUCAUUCAUCAAGCUCAACAAAUAAACAAGCAAAUGUAGGCUUAUCUACAUCAAACCAAACAGGAUCAAAUACUAACAGCAGKCAACUAUUAUAUUCAAAAUUGUCUCUCAACAACCAAAAACACUUAARAUCAUCAAAACCAGAGUCUGCCUCCUCAGGCGCCUCAACUGGACCUGUAAAACUGAACACUCAAAUCACUUCCAUUGCAUCUCCAUCAACAAUAACUUUAAAAUGGACUAAAGAAGAGCCAACAAAGAAAAACCCUUCAAAAGUCUUGCAACKUAAGAGCACCAAGAGCUCAUCUUCAAAAUCAUCAUCAUUCUCUUGGAGAAAAACAGAUUCUGCACAAUUAAAAUCACCAGACACUAAGAUAAUUCCUGCUGCAAAAUCCACUUUAAAGUGGAGUAAAGAGGUAUCUUCUAAGGAUAAAAAUACAGCUGUGAUUGUCAAUUCUGCAGCCAAUCACAGCAGACAUGUUUGGAGAUCAAAAGCAAGUGUGAAAAUUGACCGACGAAAGAGGAAUUCAGUUGGUUCAUCGGGUGGAUUCAUAAAACGAAGGCAGAAAGUUGUUCAAAAAAUGAAGUCAAGCAAGAAUACUUCCUCAAGUAGAUAUCACUAUGUCAAGUCUAACAAACAGAAAUUUAUUGGCUCAAAGACAAUCAAUAAAGUGAAGAGGAUAGAUGGAAUUCCUUACAAAACAUCACCUAACAAACUAGAGAAACAAGCUCAAACUGCUGAUACUCCACUAAAGAAAUCAAAACAAAAAUCUUCUAAACUAUUAAACAUAAGCGGUAAUAAGUACUUGGUGAAUGCUUCAAGRAAAACCCUCAAGAGAGUCCAUCCAUCAUUAAACCAGCCUGGCACAUCCAAUAAUACAGAAACAAUACCUUCAAAGAAAAGGCUGUCACUGAACAAGGCUGUUGGUGCACUUCCAGGAAGCCUUGUAAGGUCAAGUCCUGGCGGAAAAGCAAUUACAAGUCAGUUGCGUCGUCGCAGUGUUCAAAAUGCCCGUCUUUACAAGUACAAGAAGAAAGCCAAAUCUAAUCAGUACUGCAUGUUCUACAAUCGAUUUGGUAAAUGUAAUAAAGGCAAGGAAUGCCCUUACAUUCAUGACCSUUCAAAAAUAGCUGUUUGUACAAAGUUCCUGAAAGGUAAAUGCGAUAAAACAGAUGGUUCUUGUCCCUUCUCUCACAGAAUUGACAAAGACAAGAUGCCAGUUUGUCAGUUUUUCCUUAAAGACGUCUGCAYAAAAGAAGACUGUCCAUACUCACAUGUCAAUGUUAGUAGCAAUGCGGAGGUGUGCGAAGACUUUGUCAAGGGCUAUUGUCCAUUGGGCCAAAGGUGCAAGAAGAAACACAUAGUGAACUGUGAGGAAUUCCUGCUCACUGGAAAAUGUUCAAAGGGGAAGAAAUGCAAUUUAAUGCACCGAGUGAUAAAACCAAAGACAAGAAAAAGAAAGUCCUUGACUAAAGAUGAUGAAACAACAACAGUUAAACAACCAAAGAUUGUCAUGACAGAGGAAGAGGGAUUUCUGCCUCUAUUAAAUGAAUCAACAGAAAUAGAAAGCACCAAAAGAAAACAGGAUGUCGUGGCUGCAGACAAAGUGAGAUCAAUAUCGAUCAAGCCAAGGUUCCUGAUUAACAAGGACAACCAACAAGACCAAGGAUAAGUAUAAUGGGUGAAAAUGAACAGGAAUUGGAUAGAAAGUUUAUGUUUAAUGUUUAAGUUUUAUUUAUUUUCCAGGAGGCUUUGCUGUAAUUAAAUAUCAWAUUCAAAAAAUUGAGCAAAAGCUCAAAAAGAACAAAAAGCAAAUAUAUUUUUAAAAAAUAGUAAAAGAUUAAAGAAAAAAAGAAAAAAUGGAAAUAAAUGAAAAA